AUGCACGCCAUAGCUUGGGCUGCAGCGUUUGGUUACGAGCCGUUAGUGAAGCUUCUAAUCAGCAGAGGAGCACAGGUCACGUUCCAGACUGGAAUCUGUUCGCCAUUAGAAAUGGCAGGGAAGCAUGAGCAUGCAUCGGUUUUAAAGAUUAUUCUCGACCAUUCCCCCUACGCUACUGAGCCCAAAUAUACUUACGGACCAUCAGCGCUUGCACUGGCGGCCAUGAACGCUCAUGUCGAAGCCGUCAAGAUCCUCCUUGCGAAGACAACCGAGCCCAUUAACAAUGGCAGCCAGGAAAGGUCACACCCUUUUGGUAGAGCUUUUAAUUCAGCACACAAAGAAAAAUGGCUCGAUCAGCCCCUUGGCUACACGGCAAUUUCCGAGGCUGUAAUAUGCGGUCAUACCAAGACAGUACAACUUUUAUUGUCUGCAGGCGCGGAUAUCCAUGCAACCCCUGGGGCCUUUGGUAAAAUGGGCUGCCUUCACUUGGCAGCGAAGAGUGGGCGUGCUGAUGUUGUCAAAUGCAUUCUUGAAACUGGACAGGUUGAUGUGAACAUAAAGGAUGGACAUGGGUGGACGGCCUAUUCGUGGACCACAGGGACAGAAAGAAGGACUAGAAUGCAGCAAAUCUUGCUGAAUUACGGAGCUGAUCCAUCUUUUCACAAUUCUAUCAAGCAAAUCGCUCGCGCACCGCAUUCCAUCCUCAUCGUAGGAAAUGGAGGCGGCUUUACUUGGCAUGAUGGAGAAAGAUGGCCAAUUUCGUUUCGAUAA
Molecule: messenger RNA, 771 nt
Organism: Penicillium odoratum
Lineage: Eukaryota; Fungi; Ascomycota; Eurotiomycetes; Eurotiales; Aspergillaceae
Product: ankyrin repeat domain-containing protein
Exons: 2
Coding region: 1-771 (256 amino acids)
Molecular function (GO): protein binding
Source: RefSeq, a predicted model, not a curated record